UCUCCAUUUGUACACUAUUUUCUUCUCCUUCCCCUCCCUAUAUAUAAAAUCCCACUUCCCCCUUUUACCUUAACCAUUGCCCAAAACCCCUCUAUUUUUCCGUGUAACCUAAAGCGCGCGCGUUCAUGGAGGACGACGAUGAGUUCGGAGAUCUCUACACAGACGUCCUCCGCCCCCUCGAGGCGCAGUUUCAGCCGCAGCGCGAGCAACACGCGCCCGCCUCAGCUGCUGGAAAGGCGCCGCCGCCGCAGGGCCGGCCGAUCGAUCUCAACAUCGAUAGCGACGAUGAGGAGAUUCUGUACGGAGCUUCGGAUUCGACGACUCGGAAGUCGAAUCCCCCCAGUGGGAACUCGGACGCCUUGAUUCGAGAGAAAACCCUUCCUGAGCCUAGGGGAAUUGAUUUGAAUUUGGAUUCGAACCCGGGGACGGCGAGGAUUGACGGAUUAGUUGGAAAGGGAGGCGAUGGUUCGGGGUUUGAUGCUAGGGUUUUGGAGAAGGGGCGUGGUUUGGAGUUGCGCGACAAGGCGUCUGGUGAAUCGAGUUUCAUGGAGGAUGAAGAUGAUAUUAAUAUAAUUGUGGAAGAAAGGGAGGAUAAAGAUGGAGACUUGGUGGAGAAUGACGCUAGCUUGACGAGCAAGGAUGAGAAGAUGUAUGCUACCACAGUUCAAGAGGGAAAUACUAUGAAUUUGUUGAAUGAUGCAGGUGAAAUGGGUACGCAGCAGAUGAUCCCUGGGCUUUCGGGCGGAUUGGAGAAUCCCAGGCCUCCAAAUAUUGAGGAUGAGUGGGAGAGUGAAGAGAGUGAUGAUGAUCUGCAGAUAGUGCUAAACGACAACCACCAUGGGCCAAUGGGGAUGGAAAGGAUGCCGGGAGUGAUUGAUGAUGAUGAUGAAGAUGGAGAACCGUUGGUGAUUGUCGCGGAUAAUGGUGAUGUUGGCCACCCUCAUCACCAGGCACAGAGGAAUGCGGACGAGCAAGAGUGGGGCGGUGAGGAAGGGGGAUCUGGAGCUGACGGGGAGAAGGAUUCGGGGGAUAUCAUGAAGGCAAGUGGAGGAGGAGGUGGGACUGCUCCAGCAGCUGCACAGCCAAAGAUUGCAUAUAGCAAUCAUGCAUACCAUCAUCCAUUCUCUUCACAGUUCAAGUAUGUGAGACCUGGCGCAGCACCUUUCCCUCCAGCAGCUCCUGGGGCAAUGCCAGGUCAAGUUCGUCCACCCAUCAGCAUGGGGCCUCCAGCUGGACGUGGAAGAGGUGAUUGGAGGCCAGCAGGAAUGAAGGGGACCUUGCCCCAGAAAGGGUUCCAUCCUCCAGCUUGGGGAGUUAAUUCAGCAGGUCGUGGCUAUGGAAGUGGUUUAGAUUUCACUCUUCCUUCACACAAGACCAUUUUUGAAGUUGAUAUUGAUAGUUUUGAAGAAAAACCAUGGAAACUUCCUGGUAUUGAUGUAUCUGACUUUUUCAACUUUGGUUUGAAUGAGGAUAGUUGGAGAGAUUACUGCAAACAACUGGAACAACUCAGGCUUGAGAUGACUAUGCAAAGCAAAAUUCGUGUUUAUGAAAGUGGCAGGGCAGAACAGGAUUAUGAUCCAGAUCUUCCGCCAGAGCUUGCAGCUGCAGUCGGUAUUCAAGAUAAUAAUUCAUCUCAAAAAGGAAGUCAUGGAAAGGUGGAUGCUGGUCCAACUGACUUAGCAAGAGCAGCUGCACGGGAACGGCCUUCUCUUCCUGUUGGCAGACCUAUACCAGUAGAAACUGGUUCUGGUGAUCGUCUGCCAUCAAUUGAUACAAGGCGUCCAAGAAUGCAUGAUAUGGAUGCAAUUAUCGAGAUCGCCUGCCAGAGUCCCAUGGAUGGUGAUGACAUAUCAGAGCAACAGGAUAGUGAUACUGCAAGAAAGGAUCAUCUUGGCGGAGGUGAUGAAGCUGAUAGUGUUCAACACGAUGAGGUGGACCAUAUCGAUAGCUAUUCUCCUGCAUUUACUGGUAAUAAGAGAAAUUUUGAAUCAAGAAGAUCACAGCCAAAGAGCGCUGUCAAUAAUGAUGGUAUUGCAAGAGAGGAUGUUCCACAUCUUCCUUCAGAAAAUUCCCAUUCUGAUAGGGAGACUAGUGUCCCGCGAGACGAGAGGUCUACAAAGGGAAGGAGGAACAUCAGAUCUCCUGUGAAGUCUGCUCAUGAGAAUAAAAGAGGAGAACAUAUUGCAGGAGAUCUAAAGGAAGAAUCAUAUCGUGCUGGGGAUGCUAAGCAAACUCCUGCCUUGUCAUCUUCCCACUCCAUUGGAUCUGAUGGGGAGCAAGAUGUAGCAGUUGCAGAUGAGAUGAAUGAUGCUUCAGUGGUGGAUGAUAAAAGCUUUAAUAUGGAUAGGGAGGAAAUGACUUCAGAUGCGCCAAACAGGGGGAAACGAGAAGAGGGAAGCCUUUAUUCAACAAAGAAACAAAAGCUAAGUUCACACGUAGGACUACUUCCACGAGAGUAUGAGGAUGGGAAAGACUCAAAGGCUGCAAGGAGUAAUGACAGCAAAGCAAGAUCAGGAAGUAGUGAACAUCUUCAGAGUUCUCCUGAUGAUGUCAACGACGAAGCCCUUCAGGAUAGGCACCCUCUUCGAGCAGGUAACAUCAGGAGAGAAGUAGGAGAUGAGGAUAAUGCUCAUAGGAAAGACCACUAUGAUAGAGAUGAAGCUGUAAGACAGAACAUUGUGGUGAAAGGGAGAGAAGAUUCUCUUUCACGUAGAGGUGGGGAUGCUAACUCAUCACUUCAUCGGCAUGGGAAAGCUGACAAUGCUGACUGGAGGAAGGGUAGUGAUGUAUCCGAAGGAACCUGGAAUCGGAGAGAUGAUGAUCAUCGUGGUAGAAGAACAAGACUUGAAGACCCGAGAAAGAGGGAGCAUGGUCGUGAAAUCAGCUCCAGAGAUCGAGAUAAGCUUAGAGAAAAAGAUAAGAGUGAGAAAGAUGAACAUCAUCAAUCAAGAAAUCAGCUGGAUAAUGGCGGUUGGAGGGGGCCUAAUCAUGAAUUUGAUUCCAUAGGAUCUAGACAAAGAGAUAGGGAUGAUCAUCUUAAAAGUAGGAGUGAAAGGGUAGAUGACAUUCACAGCACCAGAAGAAAAGAAGAGACGCAUGUGAGACGGACAAAUGCUGAAAAGGAUGAUAUUUCUCAUAGUCACAGAGAAAGUAGCACCCGGAGGAAAAGAGAGAGAGAUGAUAGCUCUGAUCUGCUCAAAAGAGAUGAGCAAGGUAGAUCAAAGGAUGAUGAGGUGCAUUUUGCUCGUCAAAAAGAAGGGGGAUCGUCUCAAAGGGAGAGGAGUGAAAGGCAGAGAGAGCGUGAUGAAUGGCAUAGAACUAAACAAGAUGACCUUUUGUCGAAGAGGGAAAGAGUAGAAACUCGGCCAGUGAUGAGGAGUGGGCGAGCGGCUGAAGAUAAAACAUGGCCAAGUCAUUCAAGAGGGAAUGAUGACUACAAAGGAUCUAGCAGAGAGUACCAUCCAAAGGAUAUAGGCAGGCACACUGAUCAACUAAAGCCAAGGGAUCGAGUUGAAAAUGAGAGUUUUUCACAGCGUAGGAGCCAUGACGAUGUUUAUGCUCGUGGAAAUCAACUGAACAAUGAUGAGAAAAGAACAAGAUAUGAAAAGACUAGCAAUCGGGAUGAUCGUGCUGCCUAUGGUUCCGAUACUUCUAGGGCACAUGAAUACAAAAGGAAAGAAGCUAGUCGAAGGAGUAGAGAUUCAGACAGUGGAGAUCACAGUUCCUUGAUACCUUCCAAGAGGAAUCAGGAUGAGGAUGGGGGUCGAAUAAAUGAGAAGGCAAGCAUGAGAGGCAGAACUGAGCAGCAAAGUGGUCAUGGUCAUGCAAAUCACCAAUCAUCUCGAAAGCACAAAGAAGAGGCUUCAACUGACGAAGAACAAGCUGACUCAAGAAGGGGUCGAUCCAAAUUGGAACGCUGGACUAGCCAUAAGGAGAGGGAUUUUGGCAUCACUCCCGCUCCAUCAUCUUCUUUGAAGAAACGAGAUCGAGAGCGGGAGAGAGAUCGAGAGCGAGAUACACACAACAGUAGUGGGGCGACCGGGCCUCCUGAAGAUCCUUCCGAAAAGAUAGAAGAAGAUAAACCACAACCGCCUGUGGUUGAUAACAAAGAUGGUGGUCCAGAAAUGAAUAGCGACAACACUAAAGCAGUGGCCGUGGAGGAUAAACACUUGGACACCGUUGCCAAGUUGAAGAAACGAAGUGAGCGUUUCAAGCUUCCUAUGCCUAUUGAUAAAGAUGCGGUUGCAGUAAAGAAGAUGGAGAGCGAGCCGACUUUGCCUUCAAGCCAAGUGGAGACGCGCCCCGAUUCAGAGAUCAAAUCGGAGCGGCCAGCUCGAAAGAGGAGGUGGACUGGCAAUUAAUAGUGAAGGAUGCUUUCGUUUCGUUGUUGAAGAACCCUACCUAUUAUGUUGUCGGAUCAUGAUAAUUGAUUUGAGGCUUCUUGCAUUCUACGUCUUCUAUAUUUACAUUGCGGCGGCCAUCAACUGUUGUAGCUUUUGUAACUCGAGAAUCCUUUGUAUAUACCGACCUUAAUAUAUGUAGCAUUAGACAGGCUGUAGCUGCACACACAAUUUUCAACCCUAUAUUUCUUUUAACACAGCACCAUAUACAGUGUAUUACCAUGUGACCAAGUUUAUUAUUUCAUGAUGAGGAUUUUGGAUAAUUUAUAUAUGGAAUUAGAUUAGUUUUGAUAUAA
This is a messenger RNA of Salvia miltiorrhiza (redroot sage), 4696 nucleotides long. RefSeq names its product FIP1[V]-like protein. The record is from RefSeq and is a predicted model, not a curated record. Bases 126 to 4361 code for a protein of 1411 amino acids. The transcript is spliced from 9 exons. Gene Ontology annotation, biological process: mRNA processing. Lineage: Eukaryota; Viridiplantae; Streptophyta; Magnoliopsida; Lamiales; Lamiaceae.